CCAAUCCCUAAAGAUUCCAUUCCCCUUUCUAAAUCCUCUCUCAUCUUCCAUUUUCUUACAAUAUUAAUAAUUUUUUAUUUCAAAAAAACAAAAGAAAUUGAAAAGAGCGCGCGUAAAAAGUCAAAGGAGCCCAAGCAGUCAUCUUUCACACCUUCCUGGCCAAGUUCUUCCAGACUUUUCAAUGGUUCUUUCUGCAUCUCUUCACGGCUGUCUUGCAGCAAUCGGUCAAGGUCAACCUCCUAGGAAGCCUACCUCAAUCCAUCCUAGGGCCGGUGUUCGCUCCUCUGUUUUUCUUCCUGUUUCUGGCAAUGUCUAUCCUCUUGGGUAUUAUUCUGUGACAAUUGGUAUAGGCAACCCACCUAAGCCAUUUCAACUUGAUAUUGAUACUGGCAGUGACCUCACUUGGGUCCAAUGUGAUGCUCCUUGUACUGGUUGCACCUUGCCUCGUGAUCAACUUUACAAUCCGUCUAAGAAAAACUUUGUGGACUGCAAGGACCCCAUAUGUGUUGCAGUUAACUCUCCCAAUCCACCUCAAUGCAAGAACCCUAAUGAAAAAUGUUGCUUUCAAGUUCAAUAUGCUGAUCAUGGUUCAGUUCUUGGUUUCAUUGUCUCAGACACCUUUCCCCUACGACUUGUCAAUGGCACCCUUUCUAAACCUCAUUUGGCCUUCGGGUGUGGACAUCGUCUUCAAAACCGUGGUCUUCACCCUCCAACUCCUACUGCCGGAGUCCUCGGGCUUGGCAAAAGUAAAGCAAGCAUCUCAUCACAAUUGAGUAGCAUGGGUGUAACCAAAAAUGUGUUUGGCCAUUGCCUCGGUGAUAAUAGAGGGUUUUUGUUCUUUGGGGCUGAUUUCGUCCCAAAAUCGGGAAUGACUUGGACACGGAUGUUACAAAGUUCCUCUGAUAAACAUUAUUCAUCCGGUCCGGCAGAACUUCUUUUCGGUGGGAAGCCUACUGGUAUUAAAGGCGUUAACGUUAUCUUCGAUACUGGUUCCACUUACACUUACUUGAAUUUAAAAGUUUAUGAAACCGUACUUAAUCUGAUAAGGAAAGAUCUCAGUGGAAAGCAACUACAUGAUGUGAAAGAUAAAGCUCUACCGAUCUGCUGGAAAGGCACUAAGCCUUUCAAAUCCAUGCGAGAUGCUCGGAACUAUUUCAGCACCUUUGCAUUGAGUUUUACAGGCUCAAGUAACGUUCAGCUACAGCUACCACCUGAAAAUUAUCUCAUUGUCACUGAACAAGGAAAUGUUUGCCUUGGAAUUCUGAAUGGCGCUGAAGCCGGACUAGGAACUACCAAUGUGAUUGGAGAUAUUUCAUUGCAAGGCAAACUGGUGAUAUACGACAACGAGAAUCAGAUGAUAGGAUGGGCUAAUGCGGAUUGUAAUCGCAAGUUUGGCGCAUUUUGAAUCUUUUUCUCUUGUAAUAUGCUACAGGAACUUGUUUGGAAGAAAAAAAAAACUAAAUAAAAUGCAGUAAAAAAAAAAAUACAUAGCUUCUUCAUUUAGCAGAGGCCAGAGGGUACAUAGUGUUUGUUUAGUAAUAGAAGCCUCUCUUAUUUCCAUGA
Messenger RNA from Gossypium raimondii (Peruvian cotton), 1563 nucleotides. RefSeq names its product aspartic proteinase Asp1. The coding region runs from base 182 to 1405 and encodes 407 amino acids. Gene Ontology annotation, molecular function: aspartic-type endopeptidase activity. Gene Ontology annotation, biological process: proteolysis. The transcript is spliced from 9 exons. The record is from RefSeq and is a predicted model, not a curated record. Lineage: Eukaryota; Viridiplantae; Streptophyta; Magnoliopsida; Malvales; Malvaceae.